AUGCAUGAUAGCAUCCACACUGGAGAAAAACCAAAACAAUUAUCCAAAUGUGUUGAAAGCUUUAGUCAGAACAGCUUCCUUGAGAAACCCUUCGAAUGUUCUGACUGUGGGAAAACUUUCAAUCACAAUUCCAGUUUGGAGAUAUAUCAGUGGAUUCACUCCAGGGAUAAGCUGUAUGAGUGUCCAGAUUGUGGGAAAAGAAAUUGUCACAUGAUGAGACACCAGAGGACUCGCACAGGAGAGAAACGCUUUGAAUGUUGUCUUUGUGGGAAACGUUUCAGUCAGAAUUACCAUCUCACGAGACACCAGAGGACUCAUACAGGAGAGAAAGCACAUGAGUGUCCUGUUUGUGGCAAAAGUUUCAAUCAGAAUUCCAACCUCAUGAGACACCAGAGGACUCACACAGGAGAGAAACCCUUUGAAUGUCCUGAUUGUGGGAAAAGUUUCAGUUAUAAUUCCAGCCUGAUGAUACACCAGAGGACUCACACAGGAGAGAAACCCUUUGAAUGUCCUAAUUGUGGGAAAGAUUUUAGGGAUAAUUUCAGCCUGGUGAUACACCAGAGUACUCACACAGGAGAGAAACCCUUUGAAUGUCCUGAUUGUGGGAAACGUUUCACUCAGAAUUCCAACCUCAUGAGACACCAGAGGAUUCACACAGGAGAGAAACCUUUUGAAUGUCCUGAUUGUGGGGAAAGUUUCAGUCAGAUGUCCACCCUGGUGAAACACCAGAUGAUUCACACAGGAGAAAAACCCUUUGACUGUCCUAUCUGUGGGAAAAGUUUCAGUCGCAAUUCCAACCUUGUGGUACACCAGAGGAUUCACACAGGAGAGAAACCCUUUGAAUGUCCUGAUUGUGGCAAAAGUUUCAGUUAUAAUUCCAGCCUGGUGAUACACCAGAGGACUCACACAGGAGAGAAACCCUUUGAAUGUCCUGAUUGUGGCAAACGUUUCAGUGAGAAAUCUAACCUGGUGAAACACCAGAGGACUCAUACAUUAGAGAAAACAUUUGAAUGUCCUGAUUGUGGAAAAUGUUUCAGGGAUAAUUCCAACAUGGCGAACCACCAGAAGACUCACACAGGAGAGAAAUUGUAUCAGUGUCCGGACUGUUGGAAAAGUUUCAGUCAAAAUUCCAACCUAGUGAUACCCCAGAGGACACACAUAGGAGAGAAACCAUAUCAGUGUCCAGAUUGUGGGAAAUGUUUCAGUGAGAUGUCCAACCUGGUGAAACACCGGAGGAUUCACACAGAAGAGAAACCCUUUGACUGUCCUGUCUGUGGGAAAAGUUUCAGUCGCAAUUCCAACCUGGUGACACACCAGAGGACUCACACAGGAGAG
Molecule: messenger RNA, 1335 nt
Organism: Protobothrops mucrosquamatus (brown spotted pit viper)
Lineage: Eukaryota; Metazoa; Chordata; Lepidosauria; Squamata; Viperidae
Product: zinc finger protein OZF-like
Exons: 2
Source: RefSeq, a predicted model, not a curated record